AUGCCACCACCAAAUAAGCCUCGUCGUCGAAAUUCUCUCGUUGGUCAGUGGGAUACAACUACUAAAGUUAUUAAUGUUAAGCAAAAGUUUUACUCUUCCAAUAAGUAUACUGACGCACAAAAAGCAACAUUUACAAAAUGGGUUAAUAUUCAAUUACGUACAAUUCAUGUUGAUGAUGAAACAGCUGAAAAAAUCCCUGAAAUUAAAGCAAUUGAUAAAGAUUUUAGGGACGGUAAAAGAUUCAUUCAAUUACUUCAUGUCUUGUACGAAAAUGAUCCUGAGUUACCAAAACCCGAACGUGGUAGAACAAGACAUCAUUAUGUAGCUAAUGUUAAUAAAGUCUUGCAAUUCUUACAUAAUAAAUUGGAUGAUUCAGGUUUAGCCGCUUUACAGGCUAUAGGUCCUGUUGAUAUAGUUGAUGGAAACGUUAAAUUAACUCUUGGUUUAAUUUGGUUAAUGAUUUCAAAAUUUCAUCAAAUGAUCGGUACAUUUGAUACAAUAGAAAAUGAACUAUCAAAUGUCGAUAAUAAUUUAUCUGAAGAAAAUGUUAAAAAAGAAGGUCAUAAUAUUUGGUUAGAUAAUCUUGAAAAAUCGAUUGAUCCUUUGACCAAAUCAUUUUCAAAUAAUUUAACAAAUAUUCAAAGUAGAUUUUCUGGAAUUGACCAACUUGAUUCACCUUUGGAAUAUGAGGAAUAUUAUAAUGAACCAGAAUUUUAUCAAGAUUCUUCUGAAUCAUAUCAUUAUAAACAAGAUUCAUAUGAAACAUAUCAUGAUAAACAGGAGUCGUCUGAUUCAUAUCAUGAUUCAUCUGAAACAUAUCAUGAUAAACAAGA
This is a messenger RNA of Scutellospora calospora, 833 nucleotides long. NCBI's taxonomy places the organism in Eukaryota, Fungi, Glomeromycota, Glomeromycetes, Diversisporales, Gigasporaceae. The record is from the annotation of a GenBank genome assembly.